AUGGCAAUUACGAAUGCCGAGAGCCCGCACGGGGUACUCUCGACUUCGAACUACGAUCUGUACUCAAGCCAUUCGAACAUGAUUGAGAUUGUUAGUCCGGAUUCUAAUGUCGAGACAAUGAAGGGGUUCCUUGGAGGCGAGUGCGCUGCUAUAGAAACGUUUCCAUCGACUCGAGAGGGUAUUAUCCUGUACAUCACCAACCCCGAUGCGCCCCGAAGGUGCCCACUUCAACUCCGAAGCAAGGGGCAAAGCAGCACGUGCAUAAGCGGGUGCACCGAAAAUGCAACACAGGAACGGGCCUCGAAACGUGCGCGCAGCCGGGUAGACGGAGGCCCAUGGCAUGGACAGUUAUGGUCGGCCCAUAAAGGAGCGCCACCACCUUGGCUUCCAUCGUCGUUGAAUCUAGAUAAAAGGGAGAAGUUGAGCAGUAAUCAGAGGGAAAGGGAUUCGCAGCCUGUAUACAUCAGAUCAACCAGAGGAAAUAGAGGACAGUCCGGCCCUCCGGUACCCGCAACCCGUAUUGUGUAUUCAAGAUCCCGUACAACAGCACAAGAACAAAGGAAGCACAUUCUCUUAUCAGCCAUGAAUGGCGCGAAUGUUUGCUCUACGAAAACAGUGACGUCAAGCACCAUCACUGGCCAG
Messenger RNA from Acaulospora colombiana, 642 nucleotides. NCBI's taxonomy places the organism in Eukaryota, Fungi, Glomeromycota, Glomeromycetes, Diversisporales, Acaulosporaceae. The record is from the annotation of a GenBank genome assembly.